Messenger RNA from Tarenaya hassleriana, 483 nucleotides. RefSeq lists its product as uncharacterized. Lineage: Eukaryota; Viridiplantae; Streptophyta; Magnoliopsida; Brassicales; Cleomaceae. The transcript has a single exon. The coding region runs from base 1 to 483 and encodes 160 amino acids. The record is from RefSeq and is a predicted model, not a curated record.
AUGUACUUUAGCAAAGAGUCACAGUUUCAGCAUCUAUUUCACAGCAAAUUCGAAGAGACGCUGAAGAUUACACCGACUGCAUUCCUCAUCAACCACACAGUGUUGGUGGAGGACGAUUGCGAGCUGUGGUUUGUCGUCAAUGGAGUGCCCAUCAGGUACUCCAUCGUGGAGCACACCCUGAUAUCAGGAUUGAAAUGCGGUGAAUAUCCGCCAGGGUGGGAGUACAAAAGGAAACAUAAGUUUAGACUCAAGAUGUUUGGGAAUCGAAAAGUGUCUAAGCAAAACGUUCUUAGACAACUUGAGAAGACACCAAUCACUAAGGUCGCUGAUCGGAAGGAAUUGGUCACAGUGAUGAUACUCGGAGGGAUCCUAGACCAUGGCACCACAGAAGAGAGUAUCAACAAAUCGGAAGAAAUUGGUCACAGUGAUGAUACUCGGAGGGAUCCUAGACCAUGGCACCACAGAAGAGAGUAUCAACAAUGA